GGGGGGAGGAGAAAAGGAGAGCAGAGACGAGAGAAAUUAGGAGGCGGGAGAAAUCCAGGGCAAGAAGGAAGAGGAGAGUCAGAGGAUGGUGGGCAGCGCCUUUUGGAAGCCGCCACGCCGCGUCUCCGGCUGUCCGGGCUGAGCUGGGGCAGGGGGCCGAGGGCGGCGCAGGGUGGGCGCGCAGGUAGCGGGAGGCCGCUCGGCGCGGGCCUCGCCUCCCCAGAGCGCCCCGCUGCGGCCGCGCAGGUCCGGCCGCCGGCCCGGACCAGACCCUGGGUCGCCCCCGGGAGCGCUGAGCGCUCUCGCAGCGUCCGGGCGGGCGGGCUGGCCGUGCGCCCUGGGCGCGCGACGUGGUGAGGCCCCGGGAGCCCUGCGCGCCGGGACGCGCGGGCCGGCGUGGCGAUGCACGCCCUCACCGGCCUCUCUCUGGUCAGCCUGCUCAGCUUCGGCUACCUGUCCUGGGACUGGGCCAAGCCGAGCCUCGUGGCCGACGGGCCCGGGGAGGCCGGCGAGCAGCCCUCGGCCGCUCCACCCCAGCCUCCCCACAUCAUCUUCAUCCUCACCGACGACCAGGGCUACCACGACGUGGGCUACCAUGGUUCGGAUAUCGAGACCCCUACGCUGGACCGGCUGGCGGCCGAGGGUGUCAAGUUGGAGAAUUAUUACAUCCAGCCCAUCUGCACGCCUUCGCGGAGCCAGCUCCUCACUGGCAGGUACCAGAUCCACACAGGACUCCAGCAUUCCAUCAUCCGCCCGCGGCAGCCCAACUGCCUGCCCCUGGACCAGGUGACUCUGCCCCAGAAGCUGCAGGAGGCAGGUUACUCCACCCACAUGGUGGGCAAGUGGCACCUGGGCUUCUACCGGAAGGAGUGUUUACCCACCCGCCGGGGCUUUGACACCUUCCUGGGCUCGCUCACGGGCAACGUGGACUACUACACCUAUGACAACUGUGAUGGCCCGGGGGUGUGCGGGUUUGACCUGCACGAGGGUGAGAGUGUGGCCUGGGGGCUCAGCGGCCAGUACUCUACUAUGCUCUAUGCCCAGCGUGCCAGCCACAUCCUGGCCAGCCACAGCCCCCAGCGGCCCCUCUUCCUCUACGUGGCCUUCCAGGCAGUCCACACACCCCUGCAGUCCCCUCGUGAGUACCUGUACCGCUACCGCACCAUGGGCAACGUGGCCCGGCGGAAGUACGCAGCCAUGGUGACCUGCAUGGAUGAGGCUGUGCACAACAUCACCUGGGCCCUCAAGCGCUAUGGCUUCUACAACAACAGUGUCAUCAUCUUCUCCAGUGAUAAUGGCGGCCAGACUUUCUCGGGGGGCAGCAACUGGCCGCUCCGAGGACGCAAGGGUACCUACUGGGAAGGUGGCGUGCGGGGCCUGGGCUUCGUCCAUAGCCCCCUGCUCAAGCGAAAGCGACGGACAAGCCGGGCCCUGGUGCACAUCACUGACUGGUACCCGACCCUGGUGGGUCUGGCAGGGGGCACUGCCUCAGCAGCCGAUGGGCUAGAUGGCUACGACGUGUGGCCAGCCAUCAGCGAGGGCCGGGCCUCGCCACGCACGGAGAUCCUGCACAACAUCGAUCCGCUCUACAACCACGCCCGGCACGGCUCCCUGGAGGGCGGCUUUGGCAUCUGGAACACCGCCGUGCAGGCCGCCAUCCGCGUGGGCGAGUGGAAGCUGCUGACGGGAGACCCCGGCUAUGGCGACUGGAUCCCACCACAGACUCUGGCCGCCUUCCCUGGCAGCUGGUGGAACCUGGAGCGGAUGGCCAGUGUCCGCCAGGCCGUGUGGCUCUUCAACAUCAGUGCUGACCCUUACGAACGGGAGGACCUGGCCGGCCAGCGGCCCGAUGUGGUCCGCACCCUGCUGGCCCGCCUGGCCGACUAUAACCGCACAGCCAUCCCCGUGCGCUACCCGGCUGAGAACCCCCGCGCCCAUCCUGACUUUAAUGGGGGUGCUUGGGGGCCCUGGGCCAGCGACGAGGAAGAAGAGGAAGAGGAGGAAGGGGAAGGCAGGGCUCGAAGCUUCUCCCGGGGUCGCCGCAAGAAAAAAUGCAAGAUUUGCAAGCUUCGAUCCUUUUUCCGUAAACUCAACACCAGGCUGAUGUCCCAUCGGAUCUGAUGGGGGGCAGCGCGGGGAUCUCUGUUCCCCACAUGUUUUUCCCCACUCAGGCCCUGCCCCUUCUCAGGGAGAAGCCUGAGGUCCAGCGUCCAUCCGUAGGGACUUGGAGGGCACAGAGCCCUCGGUUGAACAGGGUGGGGAACUUGGUUGGGGGCUGGGAGGGAAUCAGACUGGAAUGCCUGGGUCUCGGUCCUGCCUCUUCACUGACUUACUCUGUGACCUCAGGUGACCUGCACUAGCUUUUAGCCUCAGUUUCCUCAUCUGUAAAAUGAGCUCUAAUGACUUUGUGACUCUGUGGUGUGCACCUGGAGCCUGGGGGUAUGGUGGGCUUCCUGGCCGACCUCACCCUUAACUCUGGAUCUGUCUCUGUGGUGCUGUUUGGGUGAGGGGCCUCAGGGAGGCAGCUUCAGGCCCGGACCCCAGCUGGAGCGUGGCAGUCUGGCUGCUCUAGGACGGGACCCCCUGAGUGCUGAGGGUGGAGGUGCAGGGGUCGGGGUUGACCUCCCUGGAUCUUCACAUGGCCUAGGCCAGACUGGUUUUGGGGUGUUGGUGCAAAGCUUUUCUUCCUGCCCCCGCCACUCAGCACCUGGAGCAGUUGGCUUGGCCCUUGGCUGCUGCAGGAUCAAGGGUGGCGGAAACAGCGUGAAAAGUGCCCCCAAAGCAAUACUCGGGACACCUGGGUUCUCCUUUGAGCUUGGGGACAGUCCUUCUCGUCUGGGCCCUGAUUUCCCCACCUGCAAAUGGGGCUGCUGGCCCUGGCCCUGCCUCCUGCACGGAAGACUGGCCGAGGCAGGGGUCGUGGAGGAGCCUGUGAACUGGAUUAAAGUGCCAUGACAUGGA
Molecule: messenger RNA, 2961 nt
Organism: Lemur catta (Ring-tailed lemur)
Lineage: Eukaryota; Metazoa; Chordata; Mammalia; Primates; Lemuridae
Gene: ARSI
Product: arylsulfatase family member I
Exons: 2
Coding region: 403-2121 (572 amino acids)
Source: RefSeq, a predicted model, not a curated record